UUUGUCCCAAAGUCCAUUUAGCCAAGCACUUUCCCAAACGUGAACUAACUCGUGAGAGUACAUGAAUAGUGCAUAGGCUAAUAACUGCAAAAAUCAUUAAAAUGGCUUUGCAAAUGUUUGACAAGGAACGAACUCUGCAAAUGCGUCAAAAACUAAUUGGGCAAUCGUGCAGACUGUUUUUUUCGCACGAACCAUUAAAAAUAGUGAAAGCGCGAGGACAGUAUUUGUAUGAUGAAAAUGGGACACAGUACUUGGAUUGCAUUAGCAAUGUUCAACACGUGGGACACUGUCAUCCGAGUAUUACUAAAGCAGCCACUGCUCAAAUGGAGCUUCUUAACGCAAACAGCAGAUUCCUACAUGACAAUAUCGUGCAAUAUGCAGAACGCCUUGCAAAUACUCUUCCCCAGAAACUCUGUGUCUUUUACUUCGUCAACUCAGGAUCAGAAGCUAAUGAUCUUGCCCUACGAUUGGCUCGUCAAUAUACUCAAAAUAAGGAUGUUGUAGUUCUAAACCAUGCCUAUCAUGGACAUCUUACCAGUCUUAUUGACAUAAGUCCUUACAAGUUCUGGAAGUUGGAAGGCCAAAAAGAGUGGGUUCAUGUGGCACCACUCCCUGAUACGUACAGAGGCCUCUACCGAGAGGGUCAUCCCAACCCAGGCCAGGCAUACGCAGACACCGUGAAGAACCUUAUUGAUGAAGUGCAGAACAGAGGACGCAAGAUUUCAUGUUUCUUUGUGGAGUCCUUACCCAGUGUUGGUGGACAUAUCAUCCUGCCACCUGGCUACUUCCCAAAAGUUGCAGAGUACAUCCGAGCUGCAGGGGGAGUGUUUGUAGCUGAUGAAAUUCAGACCGGCUUUGGCCGCGUGGGAAGCCACUUCUGGGCCUUUCAGCUCCAGGGUGAAGACUUCUGCCCUGAUAUUGUGACUAUGGGCAAGCCCAUGGGUAAUGGGCAUCCAUUGGCAUGUGUGGUCACCACAAAGGAGAUAGCGGGCACGUUCACAGCCAAUGGUGUAGAAUAUUUCAAUACUUUUGGUGGGAACCCAGUGUCCUGUGCAAUUGGCCUGGCAGUACUAGAUGUGAUAGAGAAGGAGGACCUGAGAGCAAACGCUGUCCGUGUUGGCAGUCAAUUAAAGAAGCUCCUCAAACAGCUCCAGGCCAAACACACAAUCAUUGGUGAUGUGCGUGGUGUAGGGCUGUUUUUGGGCUUUGAACUGGUUAAAGACAGAGUAGCUUUGACACCAGCAACAGAGGAAGCGGGCCUGCUUGUCCAGAGGCUGAAAGAGAGGCACAUAUGUCUGAGCACUGAUGGACCAUGGGCGAAUGUGAUCAAAUUCAAACCCCCUAUGUGCUUUAGCAUGGAGGAUGCUGAAAGAGUGACUGAACAAAUUGGCUUUAUUCUCCAAGAAAUUGAGGAUGCUUCCAAUAACUAGACAAAAGACACAAAGAUGGCAAUGAAAAAACAAUAACAAGCAGUGGAAGGAAGAAGGAAAUGAGAAUUUGGCUGAUGUGUGGCGAACAAGGAUAUUAGCCAAGCAUAAAAUUACAAAACCUUUAAUAGCCAACAUUUUUAGAAUGUGAAACAAAGUCUGAACUGUACACAAUUAAGGGCACUUUACAGUUACAGAAUUUAGCUGACACUUUUAUCCAAAGCAACUUACAAUUAUGACUGAGUACAACUUGAGCAAUUGAAA
Molecule: messenger RNA, 1691 nt
Organism: Electrophorus electricus (electric eel)
Lineage: Eukaryota; Metazoa; Chordata; Actinopteri; Gymnotiformes; Gymnotidae
Gene: phykpl
Product: 5-phosphohydroxy-L-lysine phospho-lyase
Cellular component (GO): mitochondrion
Molecular function (GO): transaminase activity; pyridoxal phosphate binding
Source: RefSeq, a predicted model, not a curated record